Molecule: messenger RNA, 969 nt
Organism: Penicillium pulvis
Lineage: Eukaryota; Fungi; Ascomycota; Eurotiomycetes; Eurotiales; Aspergillaceae
Exons: 5
Coding region: 1-969 (322 amino acids)
Biological process (GO): reciprocal meiotic recombination
Cellular component (GO): synaptonemal complex
Molecular function (GO): ubiquitin protein ligase activity
Source: RefSeq, a predicted model, not a curated record
AUGGAUUUCCACCUACGAUGCAAUUCCCUCAAAUGCCGUGCACGGUUGAAAGAGAGAGCAGUGGUGACAACCUGCUCACACAUAUUUUGUGUAGGAUGUGCAGAUGGCCUCGGACUUUCACACCCUACCGCCGAUGACCGUCGUUGCCCUGCCUGUUCAACAGUUCUAUCCAACCCCGAUGAUGCUGUUUCUACGAUUUUAAACCCAACGGAAGACUACAAGACGAGUGUGCUGAGUGGUUUGGACCCCAAUACUGUCAUGGAGUGCGCUGGCCGUGCUUUAGGUUUUUGGGCAUAUCAAAGCACACAAGAGAUAUUUUAUCAAGAAUUCUUGGGCAAGAGUCUCACCGAAAAGUAUACAAGCCUCAAUAUGCAGAUGGAUCGGAUUGUCCUCAACGCCAACUCAGAAAUCUCAAGUCUUCACAGCAAGCUUUCAGAUCUACAAGCAGCCCAGGAACAACUGCAAAAGAAAAACCAAGAGCUUGUCGAUCUCUACCGUGAAAAGUCCACGAAAUUGACACAGAUGACGAAUCUCUACAAUCUUCUCAAAGCACGCGCCAUGCGAUCCCGUAUGGAGACUGCAGCUUCGGAAACAGUGUCGCAUACUUUAAACACAGUAUCGCGAAAUCUACCUGUCGGAUCGCUUGCCCCGUCUGGGCCAUCUCAAAUACCUACUCGCUCCGCGCCAUUCCCUCCAAAGACACCUUCAUUUCCUAUGAGUCCCGGCGGAAUUGAGCAACUGCAUCGAUAUCAGCGAAGUGGUACUGGGAGCUCCAGACGGGUUGACACGAAGAUCUCAAAACCUACGGGAAUGCUUCCUCCAGGUCGACCUACCUUGAACUUACAGAAUCCUCAUAUCAGAAACACUAAUCCGCAGCAUCGCACCCGGCUUCCACAGAGCAGUCGGCCUCUGACGGCCUUGUCCCAACUCCCACCCGACGAUGUUAUUAUGGCCAGAUUUAGGAACUAG